Messenger RNA from Nicrophorus vespilloides, 3135 nucleotides. RefSeq names its product 116 kDa U5 small nuclear ribonucleoprotein component. Gene Ontology annotation, molecular function: GTPase activity; translation elongation factor activity; GTP binding. Gene Ontology annotation, biological process: mRNA splicing, via spliceosome. The coding region runs from base 104 to 3019 and encodes 971 amino acids. The transcript is spliced from 7 exons. Lineage: Eukaryota; Metazoa; Arthropoda; Insecta; Coleoptera; Silphidae. The record is from RefSeq and is a predicted model, not a curated record. Gene Ontology annotation, cellular component: U4/U6 x U5 tri-snRNP complex; cytosol; U2-type catalytic step 2 spliceosome.
CCUAACUUCUCAGCGUUGCAGAACGUUGUGUGUUUAUAUUCGUGUUGAAGCAUUUUGUAGAGAUUUCCUAACUGAAGUAACCCAAAUAUUAAACAUCAGCACAAUGGACGCCGAUCUAUACGACGAGUUUGGUAAUUACAUUGGUCCUGAGCUGGACAGCGAUGAAGAUGAUGAUGAGGAACAUGAAACCUUCCAGGACGAAGAAGAACAUCAAGAUUAUGAUGAUGAUCGCAUGGAAGAUGCUGAGCCUCAACCCAUGGCAAUUGUUUUGCACGAGGAUAAAAACUAUUACCCGUCAUCCCUGCAAGUGUAUGGUCCUGACGUGGAAACUAUAGUUCAAGAGGAAGAUGCUCAACCUUUAGACGUUCCUUUGAUUGAACCAGUCAAGAAAAAGAAGUUUCAAUUGAAAGAGCAGGAUUUGCCAGACACCACCUACAGCAUGGAGUUUUUAGCCGAUAUGAUGGAUAACACUUCAUUGAUUCGAAACGUGGCUUUGGUAGGUCAUCUGCAUCACGGAAAAACUACUUUUGUAGAUGGUUUAGUGAGGCAAACUCAUCCGAGUCAUCAAGAUUAUGAAGAGAAGAACUUGAGAUACACAGACACUUUGUUCACUGAACAAGAGCGCGGAUGCUCCAUCAAAUCCAUCCCGGUGACGUUACUUCUACCCGACAUUAAAAACAAGAAUUAUUUAAUGAACGUCUUCGAUACUCCAGGUCAUGUGAACUUUUCUGAUGAAGUAACUGCAGCAAUGCGUCUCUGCGAUGGAGUUGUGCUGUUUGUUGAUGCAGCUGAAGGAGUCAUGUUGAACACUGAGAGACUCUUGAAACACGCGGUGCAAGAGCGCAUGCAGAUUACCAUUUGCAUCAACAAAAUUGAUAGACUCAUACUCGAAUUGAAGCUUCCACCGCAAGACGCUUAUUACAAAUUGAGGCACAUCGUCGAAGAAAUCAACGGAUUGUUAACUUUAUACUCGGACGAUGUAAAUCCGCACAUCGUGUCUCCGGUUUUGGGUAACGUGUGCUUCGCCAGUUCUCAAUACGGAGUUUGCUUCACUUUGAAAUCGUUUGCUAGCAUUUACUACCAAUAUUACGGUGAUGUCAACGUCGAGGAGUUUUCCAAGCGGCUUUGGGGUGAUAUUUAUUUCAACUCGAAAAAUCGUAAAUUUACAAAGAAGGCUCCUCAUAAUUCGGCGCAAAGAAGCUUCGUCGAAUUCAUAUUGGAACCUCUUUACAAAAUCUUCGCUCAAGUUGUCGGCGAUGUUGAUACGACUUUACCAGCGGUAUUGGAUGAGUUAGGCAUUAAACUGAAUAAGCAAGAGUUGAAAUUGAAUAUUAGACCGUUGCUGAGAUUGGUUUGCAACCGGUUUUUGGGCGAUUUCAGCGGUUUUGUGAACAUGUGCGUGGAACACAUCAAUUCGCCUUUGGAUAACGCGAAAACCAAAAUCGAUCACAUCUACACAGGUCCAAAUACGAGUAAACUGUACGACGAUAUGUCCAAUUGCAAUCAAGACGGUUUGCUAAUGGUGCACAGCUCGAAAAUGUACCCUACCGAAGAUUGCACCUUCUUCCAGGUUCUAGGUAGAGUGAUGAGCGGAACUCUGCACGCUGGAACAGAUGUUAGGGUUUUGGGAGAGAAUUACACCUUGCAGGACGAGGAGGAUUCCAGGGUUUUAACUGUAGGUCGACUGUGGAUUUACGAGGCGCGCUACAAAGUUGAACUGAACAGAGUUCCGGCUGGUAACUGGGUUCUCAUAGAAGGCAUCGAUCAAUCGAUAGUGAAAACAGCGACGAUCACUGAUUUAGUUAUACACGACGAUUUGUACAUUUUCAGACCGCUGAAAUUCAACACGCAAAGCAUCAUUAAGAUAGCCGUAGAACCCGUCAAUCCUUCAGAACUUCCGAAGAUGUUGGACGGGUUAAGAAAAGUGAACAAAUCUUAUCCACUAUUAACAACGAGAGUUGAAGAAUCUGGAGAGCACGUGGUUUUGGGAACUGGGGAAUUGUACUUGGAUUGCGUCAUGCACGAUCUUAGGAAGAUGUAUUCGGAGAUCGAUAUCAAAGUUGCGGAUCCGGUCGUCGCCUUCUGCGAAACCGUCGUGGAAACUUCGAGUUUAAAAUGUUUCGCCGAGACUCCGAAUAAAAAGAACAAAAUCACGAUGAUUGCCGAGCCUUUGGAGAAGGGUUUGGCUGAAGAUAUAGAGAACGAGAACGUGCAGAUCAAUUGGAAUAAAAAGAAGUUGGGUGAGUUCUUCCAAUCGAAAUAUGAUUGGGAUUUGCUUGCGGCGCGUAGCAUUUGGACCUUCGGCCCUGACACCACGGGUCCUAACAUUUUGGUCGACGAUACUCUACCGUCGGAGGUGGACAAAGGUUUGCUGAACAGCGUCAAAGAUUCGAUAGUGCAAGGUUUCCAAUGGGGAACGAGGGAAGGACCGCUGUGCGAGGAGCCGAUUAGGAAUACGAAAUUUAAAAUUUUGGAUGCUGUGAUUGCUAACGAACCUCUGCACAGAGGCGGAGGACAGAUUAUACCGACGGCUAGAAGGGUUGUCUACUCUGCAUUCUUGAUGGCAACGCCGAGGCUUAUGGAACCGUACCUCUUCGUCGAGGUUCAAGCACCUGCAGAUUGCGUGUCCUCGGUUUACACGGUUUUGGCUAAACGGAGAGGACACGUCACUCAGGACGCUCCAGUUCCCGGUUCACCCCUGUACACGAUCAAAGCGUUCAUUCCAGCUAUAGACAGCUUCGGUUUCGAGACCGAUUUGAGGACGCACACGCAAGGACAAGCCUUCUGCCUUUCAGUUUUCCACCAUUGGCAGAUUGUUCCCGGAGAUCCGCUCGAUAAGAGCAUAGUUAUCAGACCGCUGGAACCACAACCUGCCACACAUUUAGCGAGGGAAUUCAUGAUAAAAACGCGCAGAAGGAAAGGCCUGAGUCAGGACGUUUCCAUUAACAAGUUCUUCGACGAUCCUAUGUUGUUAGAAUUGGCCAGGCAGGAUGUUGUGUUGAACUAUCCUCUACUUUAAUUACAUAAUUAUAUUUUAAUAUACGCUUCAUUCAUAAAUUUAUUGUUCACGUAUUUUGAUAGUUUCAUAAUCUCUGUACGGUUGCAAAUAUGUUAUUAAUGAGGCUGCGUUAAAGC